Naumovozyma dairenensis CBS 421 is the source of this 1752-nucleotide messenger RNA. It is a transcript of the gene YPT11, whose product is annotated as Rab family GTPase YPT11. The transcript has a single exon. Gene Ontology annotation, molecular function: GTPase activity; GTP binding. Bases 1 to 1752 code for a protein of 583 amino acids. NCBI's taxonomy places the organism in Eukaryota, Fungi, Ascomycota, Saccharomycetes, Saccharomycetales, Saccharomycetaceae. The record is from RefSeq and is a predicted model, not a curated record.
AUGAUCGAUCAUAAUCCGCAAUUUCAUAACUCACGAAAUAGUAAAAGAUAUUCAACAACGAAUCUCCUACUUUCGCCCAUAUUGACCACCUCGCCAAAUGUUACAGCACCAUCCAGUGCUCGAUCAUCUACUGCCACACUUGGUCUUGGCAUAGGUUACGGGAGCCAUUCAACCCAAGAUCGGAAAUCAUCAUCUGCUUCACUAUAUAGAAUUGAAAGAUCAGACCCUCAAUUAUCAUCCUCAUCUCCACGUCACACAUCACUAAGGCCAUCGAUUGAUUCACCACUUUCGUCUAAGUCACUUUCAAAUCCUAAUAUACCAACAAACAAUUUGAAAAUUUUAUUAGUCGGUGAUACCGAUGUCGGGAAGACAUCAAUGAUCUUAAGUUAUUGCCAUGAAUUAAGCAGCCAUUCCCCAUCAACUUCCUCAUUUAAAUUAAAUCGACCUUCCUCACAAUUGCAAAAAAGAACUACAUCCAUCAACAACAAUUAUGACGAUAGAAAACAGACAAUGCCCAUUCAAUAUUCAAAAUUUGAAAAUAAUGAAAAAUUAUCAUCACACAAUACUAUACAUACAGAUAAUAUGAUUAAAUUAAAAAAGACUGUACUGACAAAUACAAAGUUUCAAGAAAGAAAGACUAAGAAUUUGAAAAGAUUUAGUUUGAAUGAUUUUGAUGACAUGUUAUUAAAGAGAAAAUCACUUCUUUUGAAUAAAAACAUGGAUAGCACAAGUAUGGACGUUAAUGAUAAUAAUGACAACUACACUUCAUAUGAUUACGUUGAUAUGAAACAGAAGGACAAUGACGGCAAAAAAGAUGCAAGUAACAAACAGAAUGAGAUCAUUAUUAACACGAGACCAACUAUCGGAAUUGAUAUAAAGACCACGUUAAUUAAUAUAGGUGGUGAUAAAAGAUUUAAUUGUAUAUUUUGGGAUCCCGCUGGUCAGGAACGAUUUAAAAAUGUAAUGAUGAAUUCUCUUUAUAGAGUCUCAGAUGGUAUUAUCUUAAGUUAUGAUAUUUGUAAUUUACAAAGUUUCCAAAAUUGUUGUCAAGUAUGGCUUAAGGAUGUCUUAGAUAAUUUGAGAUUUAAAGACUUAUCAAGAGUGAAAUUUUACCUUGUGGGGAAUAAAGUGGAUAUGUAUAAAGAGAGACAAGUGAAUCAUGAAGAUGUUUUAAAUAUGAUUACCAACAUGGAAUAUGAUUAUGGAUUGGCAAUUUCUGGGAAUUUUGAAGUAUCAUGCAAAUGGGAAAAUAACGUCGAAAGAACAUUUAAUCUUAUACUGAUGGACUUAAUAGAGAGUGGAUGUUACGAACAUAGCUACUACCCUUUAGGCGUUGAAGCUGCUAAAGGGGCAUCAUCACCUGAUAGCAACAGCGGCAGUACUUUCUGUGAGGAAAAUAGACAUAAACCAUCAUUUGAGGAGGAAAGCCCGAGAAGUACCGUUAGGAAUAGGUUUAUUAAACGUAUGUCGCGAGAAGAUUUAGAUCCAUACAAUGAACUGGGGACGUUUAAUUCGACUAUCGUAGAUAUGAAUGCAACAUUUGUUGAAGAAUCAUCCCGAACUUCUUCUCAAUCUGAUAAAUCUGGAAACUUUUCAAAUAAGCAAAAUAGUUCAAAGAAAUUACAACAAAAGAAGAAGGAAUUGUCAAAGAGAAGUAGUAAACCCGCAACCAAGGGGAAAGUUAUAGAUAUUACGAAGCCUUUAGGUUCUGAGCAAGAGAGACAAUCAUCCUCUUCGCCCUGUUGCUACUGA